Messenger RNA from Symbiodinium natans, 1380 nucleotides. The record is from the annotation of a GenBank genome assembly. Lineage: Eukaryota; Dinophyceae; Suessiales; Symbiodiniaceae.
AUGUCGAUUUUUGUGGCCGUGGCCUUGUUGAGCGGCAGGAAGUCCGUCGUGGAAGUGUCCUUCGACACGACCAUCGAUGAGCUGAGACAAAGAGCGCAGCCAGAGUUAGGCACAGGGGUGAGCAAGCUGGUGAGCGUCGCCGGUGAAGUCUUACCCCUCACGAUCACUGUGGCUGAGGCAGGGCUCCAGCAUGGCGACACCCUCGGGGCGAUCGUGAGGCGGGAAGAGCUGGUGCCCUCGCGUGGCGCCUUUGCGCUGCUGCGGGCGAACGGCUCGGUCGUGACGUGGGGCCACCCCACCCACCCCAGCUACGGAGGCGACAGCCGGGCUGUGCAGUCGCAGCUUCAGAAUGUGAGGAAGGUUUGCGCCUCUAGUGGCGCGUUCGCAGCGAUCCUCGACGACGGAUCGGUGGUGACUUGGGGCGACCCCGAGUCUGGAGGCGACUGCAGCCGCGUGCGAAGCCGGCUCAAGAGCGUUGCGCAGCUGGCGGCCACCACGGCCGCUUUCGCUGCCAUCCUCAGCUGCGGCUCUGUGGUGACCUGGGGAAACAGCCACCGCGGUGGCGACAGCAGGCGCGUGCAGGAGCAGCUGAAGAAUGUGAACCACAUCCAGGCUUCUCACACCGCUUUCGCGGCUCUCCGCAGUGAUGGGCAUGUGGUGACCUGGGGAAACUCCUUCCACGGCGGCGAGAGCAGCCGCCUCCAGGAGGAGCUUGUCGACGUGAGAUGCGUGCAGGCCUCGGGCUGCGCCUUCGCAGCCAUCCGGGACGACGGCUCCGUCGUGACCUGGGGGGACGAGACCUGCGGCGGGGAUAGCAGCCGGGUGCGGCACCAGCUGCGGAAGGUCCUUUCCGUGCAGGCGUCGUAUGGCGCCUUCGCGGCCAUCCUGGACGAUGGCUCCGUGGUUUCCUGGGGAAACUCCUACCACGGUGGGAACAGCAGCUCCGUGCAGCACGAACUCCAGAACGUCGUGCAGAUCCAAGCUACCGGCUGCGCCUUCGCGGCGAUACGUUCCGACGGCAGCCUUGUGACUUGGGGCGAUCCUCGGUGCGGCGGAGAGAGCCUGCACGUGCAGCGGCUGCUGCGGAACGUGCAGCAGGUGAGGGGCUCCUGGGGCGCCUUCGCGGCGAUCCUAGCGGAUGGCUCCGUGGUAACUUGGGGUGACCCGAAGCAGGGGGGAGACUGCAGCUCAGUGGAAGCCCAGCUGCGGCAUGUCCAGGAGAUUCAGGCCACUGGCUGUGCCUUCGCGGCGAUCUUGGAGGACGGCAUGGUCGUUACCUGGGGCCACCCUGAGCACGGUGGGGACAGCAGCCACGUUCAGGACCAGCUGCACUGCCAGAGCUAUGGCAGCUAUGGCACGUGUCCCAUGAUUGGCCCGUAG